AUGGGUCUCCGUACCCCCUUGCAGCCCGAUCUCCCCUCAUCCUCCUUGCAGCCCCUCCCAGUAGUUCCAUCUCAAGACGCUUCAGGGAAAGAACUUUCCUUCCAAUAUACCCCAUCCCCCUUGCAGCCCUGCCCAGAAACAGAAUCAACAGAACUUCACCUGGCCGUUAGAAGAGAGAGGCGUAUCUGUGGGCCCCCCAUCAGGCUCACAUAUAGUAGAAAACGCAAAAGGGGAAGACAAGGACAACCAAACAAAAAACUCCUCAUUUUGGAUUUGAAUGGAGUUCUUUUGGCACCCGGUGGCUCGAAUCGUCCACCUUACAAAUUUCGACCACACUGCUUUCAGUUUUUAGAAUUAUGCCUUUCAAAAUUUUUUGUGGCCAUUUGGUCAUCGAAAAUGAGCAAACAUGUGGAUCCAGUAUUGAAAGAAAUGUCCAAGAAAAUGGGAAAGCAGUUACCUGAAGAACUGAAGUUCGUUUGGGGUCAAGAUAAAUGCGAAAUGACAAGUUCCUUCCUUAAGGAUAAUCCACAAAAACCAGUCAUGUUUAAGAAAUUGGAGAAGGUUUGGCGAGAAUUUGAAUCGUAUGACACCACGAACACAGUCUUAGUCGAUGACUCACCUUACAAAUCAAUUCUUAACCCACCCCACAAUGCCAUAUUCCCCAAAACCUACGAUGGAUCAGUUCAUGACAAUUAUUUGGAUCUUAAAGGGGAAUUUGUAAACUAUUUGACAAAAUUAGCUGAUGUCGAUGAUGCUCAAAGCUAUAUCAGACAAAAUCAUAUUGGCUAUGAAAACAUAAAACAGGGCAUCGAGGAGUGGAACUACUACACUGCUAUCGCUUUCGUUUAG
This is a messenger RNA of Striga hermonthica, 849 nucleotides long. The record is from the annotation of a GenBank genome assembly. NCBI's taxonomy places the organism in Eukaryota, Viridiplantae, Streptophyta, Magnoliopsida, Lamiales, Orobanchaceae.